This is a messenger RNA of Capronia epimyces CBS 606.96, 2058 nucleotides long. RefSeq lists its product as uncharacterized. NCBI's taxonomy places the organism in Eukaryota, Fungi, Ascomycota, Eurotiomycetes, Chaetothyriales, Herpotrichiellaceae. The coding region runs from base 1 to 2058 and encodes 685 amino acids. The record is from RefSeq and is a predicted model, not a curated record. The transcript has a single exon. Gene Ontology annotation, biological process: mRNA splicing, via spliceosome. Gene Ontology annotation, cellular component: post-mRNA release spliceosomal complex.
AUGGCUCUGGAAGACUUUGAAAAGGAGCUGGCAGAACAGAAAGAAGCAGAGAGUCGUUCAGAGCGACGCACCGAGCGCGAAAAAUCCGAUCGAUAUCGUCGACACCACCACCACCGCCGCCACCAUCGCAGUCCUCGAGACGAUGCUUCCCACAAUGACGACGAUGGUCACCGGUCGAAGAGGUCAAGACAUUCUAGAGAUGAAGAUACUUCAGAAACCAGAAAUAGACGCAAGCACCGUCGCCGUAGUCGAGAUGAAGAAGAUGGAGGCCAAGACGAACAAUCCGGGUCAUCCAGGCCAAACCUAAGCGAAUUGAAACGUGAUUCCUGGAUGGAGGCCCCUUCGGCAUUGGAUGUGGACUACGUCCAGCGGAAGAAACCUGAGCCGUCACCUCCAAAAGGAGGGUCUUUAGGCGCGGACUUCCAACUGAAAGUGCACGAAAAAGAACUUAACAAGCACCUACGGGAUUUGCAGAAUGGGAAGAGUGUGGACGAUCUGGAAGAUGAACCUACCACACACGAGGUCAACUAUACUUUCGGCGACGCCGGCUCGCAAUGGCGCAUGACAAAGCUAAAGGCUGUAUACCGGCAGGCGCAGGAAUCAGGACGUAAGGUCGAAGACGUAGCGCUGGAACGUUACGGCAACCUUUGCGAGUUUGAUGAAGCCCGAGAAGAAGAAACCGAACUUGAGAGACGUCAGACUUAUGGAGAUGAUUAUGUGGGCAAACAGAAGCCCAGUGGAGAGCUCUUUCAAGAGCGGAAACUGGAGGAGGGACAUCGACGGCCUCGUCCUGGACAGGCGGAGGUCAAUCCCGACGACGCUGUUGAACAAAUCCCAGUGCCGACAUCCAGCACCAGUGCCACCGGUCCACGAGUAGAUCAGACGGCCCUCAACAAGCUGAAGGCUCAACUCAUGAAAGCUCAGCUUCGAAAGGACCCGAAGGCGGCGGAUCUGGAAAGGGAAUAUAACGAGGCUCUGGCCGCGUUCUCCACGCAAGACCCUGCUGUUAUCACUCUUUCCGCCAUGGACAACAGAAUGCUAUCUUCCGCCCCAAGGAACGAGGUCAAGGCGGUGCAGAACCGUCGAGGUGCGGAACGCGGGCAGGUGGAAGAAAACGAGGACAUGACCAUCGAAGAUAUGGUUCGAGAAGAACGGCGUACGCGCGGUGAAGCCGGAGGCGAAGGCCAACGUCUUGCCGAACGAAUCGCCAAAGACGGCAAGUUUGACAAUGACCUCGAAUACCUGGACGAGAACGCCGGCAAACUGGCCAAACGCGUGCACAAGUCCGACCUGAACCUACGCAACGUGGCCAUUAACGAAUACCAGAAGCUCAACAAAAUCCUCCACAACUGUCCGCUCUGCUACCACGAGGACACUGACACUCCGCCGAUUGCGCCUGUUGUGUCGCUGGCCACACGGACAUAUCUGACAUUGCCCACGGAGCCAGAGAUGUCGCCACUCAGUGCCAUGAUCGUGCCCACGCAGCAUCGCACCAACCUACUGGAAUGCGAUGACGACGAGUGGGAAGAGAUGCGGAAUUUCAUGAAAUCUCUCACGCGCCUGUACCACGACCAGGGCCGCGACGUGAUUUUCUAUGAGAAUGCCGCGUUCCCCCACCGCAAGCCGCACGCCGCGCUCGUCGUGGUGCCCCUGCCCUACAGUUUGGGGGAAACGGCGCCGGCCUUCUUCAAGGAAGCCUUCCUCAGCACGGAGGACGAGUGGAGCCAACACAAGAAGAUCAUCGACACGCUCUCCAAGGCCAAAAAGGAGGGCUUGGGCAAGGCCGCGUUCCGCCGCAGCUUGGUCAAGGAGAUGCCGUAUUUCCACGUGUGGUUCGAGCUCGACGGCGGACUCGGGCACGUCGUCGAAGACCCACAGCGCUGGCCUCGCGGCGACUUGUUUGCCAGGGAGAUCAUCGGCGGCAUGUUGGGCCUGGAGCCCGACGUCAUCAAGCGACAGGGCAGGUGGCAGAAAGGACAUGACAAGAGGAUCGACGGCUUCCGGAAGGCGUGGAGGAAGUUUGACUGGACGAGAGUCCUUACUGAGGGUAAUGGGUAG